UUACGUCAGUUCGAACCGAAGUUUUGUCACCGCUGGGCCAAGUUCUAGAACAUGGGUUCUUCGUUGUCCCGAACUCUGGAGCCUAUGAAGGUCGUCGAGCCUCCUGUGGCCGCUUCCCCCGCACCCCCAGAUGCACCCGAAGCGCCGACAUCCCCUGCACAAGAGCCCUUGUUUAAUAACUGCUUGAGUUGCCGGGUGCUCUCCGGGUCGGGGUUGAUAGGGGCCGGCCUUUAUGUCUACUGGGUGGCGCGGAAGCCCAUGAAGCUGGGAUACGCCCCGGGUCCAGGCACUAUUACCCAGAUGGUCAUCGGCAUCAGCAUUGCUUGUUGGGGUAUAGUUAUCUUGACAGACCCUAAAGGAAAGGCCUACCGGGUUGUUUGAAUGUACCAGCAGUGAACUUGUCAUCUCCUACUCCUGGACUCAUGACACAGGAAGCAUGGAACUUACGGUUGUUCUGAACAGACAUGUGGACCUGGAUUGUCUUCACUAUUGUGGAUACCACAAGACUGAGAAAACAAUGGUUGUCAUACUUUGGCUGUGAAUGUGACUUUCUCAUCAGGUUACAGAGGGAUCAAUAAAUCCCUCAGAGAAGAAAAUGGUUCUGUGUCUUAUCUGGGGAGGGAGGGUAUAAUUUAAUUCAUCACUUUCUGAGUGCGUCAUUGCUAAUCUGACUUUUUUAUUGAUAAGCGUUAAAUAAUCCAAGUGAUUUGCUCAGGGUUAUUCAGCAAAUCAGUGAUGGGGCUGGUAUUUGUUCUUGUCUGGUUUUCUUGUUCUAGUCUUUCAGAACUAGGAUGGUACCAGGAGUCAAGAAUUACCUUGAUGAAAUAAUCAUAAAUAUCAAUAUACAAUAAAAGACUUGAGUGCCAUAACAUUUAAGAAAAAUUCAAAACCUCCAGUAAAGAGAAAAUCCUUUAAUUCCUUUUCACAAGCAUUAGAAAUAUUUGCAAUGGAAUUGAGGUGUUUUUGAGGUAGGAACUCAAAAUUAGUUCAUUCCUAAGAGAAUGCUUUGCUUGCGCCCAUUAGAUUUUUUUUCUGUUUUGUUUUGUGUUAUUCGUCCCUGCCCCACCCCCAACCCCCAGUACUGUGGCUUCUUGGUAAAAGUAUGUAACUAUUUUUUUCAAAGCAGAAAGAUAUUCUCAAAUUCAGCUGCUACUCAUAGUGUAUAUGUUUGGAAUGAUCUGUUAAGCAAGUAGUACUUUUAAGACUUUUACUUAGCUUAAUGUAGAAGUACCUAAGUCUUAUUAAUAUUAAGCCUCAUGAUGACAUCAAGACUCAUAGUAUGUACAUCAUGAUCAUUGUAUGAGUGGUACUAUGUAUGUCUAAGCAAUUGAAAUGAAAGAAAUUUCCAACAACCUAAAGUAGGCAACACGGUAUUCUUUAUGUGAAAUAUAUAAUAUAUAAUAUACAGUUAUAAGAUGGUGAUGAAUAUAGAAAUUUUAAGUUGGAAAGGAUUUAGAAACCACCCAACACAGGUGAUACAUGGUCAUUCAUCCCCUAAAAUACCUAUAAAAGCAAGUUGCCCCUACUUUAGAAUGCUAGUCAUUCUAUUGAUGGACAGCUGUACUUAGAUUAAGCCAAAAACACAUAAGCCUAAUUCAGUGGUCUUGACUUGACCUACUGUAGAAAUAGCAUAAAUCUUAAAUCUUACAUGGGUAUAACUUGGAGAUUUGCAGUUUUGGGUCUAGAUCACUACAAUAAAGUGUGUCAGGUUUUUUGUUUCCCGGUGCAUAUAAAGUGUCUUUACACUACAUUGUAGUAAGUUCAAUGGUAAGCAUAACAGCAUGUCUGGAAAACAGUGUAUUGAAAAGGUCAUUGCUAAAAAAUGCUUAUGUUCUUCUGAGCCUUCUGCAAGUUGUAAUCUUUUUGCUUGUGUAGAAUCUUGCUUUAGUGUUAAUAGCUGCUGACUGAUCAUUGUGGUAAUUGCUAAAGGCAAUUUUCUUAAAAUAAGACUUGUCUUUAGUGUGCAGUGUUGUUUAGUAUCAUCUUAAGAGUAGAAAUUCUUCAGAAUUGGA
Sciurus carolinensis (gray squirrel) is the source of this 2012-nucleotide messenger RNA. RefSeq names its product distal membrane arm assembly component 1 (gene Dmac1). Lineage: Eukaryota; Metazoa; Chordata; Mammalia; Rodentia; Sciuridae. The record is from RefSeq and is a predicted model, not a curated record. The coding region runs from base 52 to 381 and encodes 109 amino acids. The transcript has 2 exons.